Rhodamnia argentea is the source of this 1420-nucleotide messenger RNA. Its product is annotated as ribosomal RNA small subunit methyltransferase, chloroplastic. Gene Ontology annotation, cellular component: mitochondrial matrix. Gene Ontology annotation, biological process: rRNA methylation. Gene Ontology annotation, molecular function: rRNA (adenine-N6,N6-)-dimethyltransferase activity. Lineage: Eukaryota; Viridiplantae; Streptophyta; Magnoliopsida; Myrtales; Myrtaceae. Bases 62 to 1078 code for a protein of 338 amino acids. The transcript has 10 exons. The record is from RefSeq and is a predicted model, not a curated record.
GUCCUGUCGAAUGUUAUAUCGUACGCCGACCGGAGUCAUUUUAUCGAACACUUGAAGCGCGAUGGCCGCGACACCCCAAGCCGUGUCGCACCUUCUUCCUCUUCAACCAUUCCCGCCAUAUCCUUUGUCUCCGUCGUCGCGCGGUAGGACCGGAGCUAGGCAUCGAAGAGAAGAAUCGUACAUAGCUUGCUCCAAAGGACUUCGCAGAAGCCCCGACGAUUACCACGCGACGCUCAAAGCUCUCAACUCCAAAGGUCGCACCCCGAGAAAAUCCCUCGGCCAGCAUUACAUGUUAAACGAUGACAUCAAUGAGCAGCUCGUGAAUACUGCCGGUGUUAAAGAAGGAGAUGUGGUGCUGGAAAUUGGUCCUGGAACUGGUUCUCUCACUAAUGUUCUUAUUGGUGCUGGUGCCACCGUUCUUGCAAUUGAAAAGGACCCAAAUAUGGCUUCUAUUGUGGCUGAAAGAUUUGCAGAGACAAACCAGCUAAGGGUAUUGCGAGAAGAUUUUGUCAGAUGUCACAUUCAUUCCCACAUUUCAUCAUUUUUGGCCAGCAUAGAGUCAGACAUGAAGCCAAGAUGUGCAAAAGUUGUCUCCAAUAUACCCUUUAACAUAAGCACAGAUGUUGUCAAGCAGAUUCUUCCAAUGGGUGACAUUUUUUCUGAAGUUGUUCUCCUACUUCAGGAGGAGACAGCUGUCAGGCUGGUGGUCUCAGCUCUAGGAACAUCUGAAUACCGACCCAUUAAUAUCUUUGUCAAUUUUUAUUCAGUUCCUGAAUACAAAUUUAACGUUCCAAGGACAAACUUCUUUCCUCAGCCUAAUGUCGAUGCAGCAGUGGUGAUGUUUAGGUUGAAAAAAGCUGCUGAUUAUCCACCAGUUUCGUCCACUCAGAGUUUCUUCUCAAUGGUGAAUUCAGCAUUCAACGGAAAGCGAAAGAUGCUGCGCAAGUCCCUCCAGCAUCUGUGCACGGCCGUUGAGAUUGAAAAGGCUCUCGAAGAAGUUGGUCUUCCAACGACAUCAAGACCAGGAGAGCUUACACUGGAUGAUUUCGUGAAGUUGCAUAACUUGAUGGUGAAAUAGUACAUCCAAAUAUCUCCUUGAACGGGGCAAGAGAGAAGUCGCUCGUUUCAUUAUUGAGCCAUGGAGAUGGGAACUUUAGAAAGAUCUCAAUCAUAUCCCGGGUGUCGUAGCUGUUUUCAAUUAAGAAUUCAUGAUUAGGAGUUGCAUCAGAUACAAGGACAGAAGUGAAUUCCCACAAGUGCACAGAUGCUGCGAAAAUGUCUACGCCAGAGGUUGUCUGAAUCAUGAAUUCUUAAUGUAGGCCCAUCAACCAUGUAUAUGCCUCGUGAAUCUGUACAUAAAGGACAGUAGUUUGAGAUUUUGUGAAAAGAAAAGGAUCUUUGCAAAGAAAUGAGUUCAGAA